AUGGCCAAUGUCUUGGAAAAUCAAUUAGCCGCCGUUGCUUCAGUAAUAGAAAAGCAAUUGGACGAUCAAUUAGAUCGUUUGGAAAAUUUAGACACUGACGAUUUGAAGGCUAUUCGUGAGCAACGUAUCAAAGAAAUGCGUGAAUUAAAUCAAAAGAAACAGGAAUGGCUGAAAAAUGGUCAUGGUGUCUAUACAGAACUCGCCGACGAAAAGGAAUUCUUUGAAGUGUCAAAAAAAUCACCCAAUAUUGUGUGUCAUUUCUAUCGCGACUCAACGGAACGUUGUCGCAUUGUCGAUAUGCACUUAAAGAUCUUGGCAGGCAAACAUGUCGAAGCGAAAUUCUGCAAAGUGAAUGCUGAAAAAUCACCGUUCCUUACACAACGUCUGCGUAUCAAAGUUAUCCCAACAAUUGCCCUGAUAAAGGAUAGCAAAACAAAAGAUUUCAUUGUGGGCUUUACCGAUUUGGGUAAUUGUGAUGAUUUCUCCACUGAUAUGCUCGAAUGGAGAAUAGCCCAAUCGGGUGCAAUUGAUUACAAGGGCGAUUUGAUGACACCACCCGAUGUCAAAAAGAAAUCCUAUAUCAACCGCCCCAAGAAAACUAUACGUGGUGGUUAUGAUUCAGAUGAUUCGGAUAUUGAUUUUGAUGAUUAA
This is a messenger RNA of Musca vetustissima, 651 nucleotides long. RefSeq names its product thioredoxin domain-containing protein 9. The record is from RefSeq and is a predicted model, not a curated record. Gene Ontology annotation, cellular component: cytoplasm. The coding region runs from base 1 to 651 and encodes 216 amino acids. The transcript is spliced from 2 exons. Lineage: Eukaryota; Metazoa; Arthropoda; Insecta; Diptera; Muscidae. Gene Ontology annotation, biological process: microtubule cytoskeleton organization.